UUAUCUCUGAUUUUGUGAAUCAGAGUUAUUUCCUCAAUUAGAAAUUCUUUCUAUAUUUAGAUUAGUUUAUAUAUAUUGUACAUCCUUCCCCACCCCCUUUUCCCCCUUUUUCAUUUCGCCGGCCGGUCGCCGCGGAAACAAAGUUCAGUUUUCGGGCGGCCCUUAUGUCCAUUCAUUCUUUUAUUGUGUAGUUAGUUACUGUCUACAGCUUUACUACUAAAACGGUCCGCAAACGAGAAGCUGUUGUAAUCUGCUGCAAUUGAUCAUAUUGGUUUUAUGUUGUAUAUGAAAGCAAGAGACCAGAUUGAAUUUGUGUGAUGGAUCUAGGGUUUCCUCACUCGGGAUCUGAAGAGUCGGAUUUAGACAUGGAUACAACGUACAACAACCAUGAGGAAACUCCACUAAUAAAGUCCUAUGCCACCACAUCAGCCGGCCAACUCUCAGAAAAAAAUGCAGCUUACUUUUCUUGUCGCACUACAUGUCGCUUGAACAAUGCUGCUGAAGACAGAGCUAAUUAUUUUGACAAUCUUUUAAAGGGGGUUUUGCCUGUACGGAUUGGCAGAAUGCCUACUGGAGAGCGAGCAGUUACUUUGCUUGAACUCAUGACGAUAAGGACAUUCCAUAGCAAAAAUUUGAAGCAAGUUAGUCUUGCUACUGCAAUUGGGUUCCGGAUGCGUCGUGGUUUGUUGACUGAUAUACCUGCCAUACUCGUCUUUGUUGCUCGCAAGAUUGACAUGGAAUGGCUCGGUCAUGGCGAGUGUCUGCCAUGUGCUCUUGAGGGACCUGGAGGUGUGUGGUGUGAUGUUGAUGUUGUGGAAUUCUCAUAUUAUGGUGCCCCUGCAGCAACUCCAAAGGAAGAAUUUUUUACUGAGCUUGUUGAUGGCUUGCGGGGAAGUGAUCCGUGCAUUGGUCCUGGUUCGCAGGUUGCAAACCAAAGAACAUAUGGGACCAUGAGUGCCAUUGUGAAAAGUCGAACUGGAAAACGGCAGGUUGGAUUUCUCACCAAUAGGCAUGUGGCAGUUGACUUGGAUUAUCCAAAACAAAAAAUGUUCCAUCCUAUGCCACCAAGCAUUGGACCUGGGGUGUAUCUUGGUGCCGUUGAGAGGGCAACGUCAUUCAUCACAGAUGAUCUUUGGUAUGACAUAUUUGCCGGGACAAAUCCAGAGACCUUUGUGCGAGCAGAUGGGGCCUUUAUCCCAUUUUCUGAGGACUUCAAUGUAGCGAGUGUAACCACAUCCGUUAAAGGCGUUGGCGAGAUUGGUGAAGUCAAAGUCAUAGAUUUGCAGUCUCCGGUCAGCAGUGUAAUUGGUCAACAAGUAACAAAAGUUGGAAGAAGUUCUGGGUUAACCACGGGAACCAUAAUGGCAUAUGCCUUAGAAUAUAAUGAUGCAAAAGGAGUUUGUUUUCUUACUGACUUUUUGGUGAUUGGGGAGAACCAAAAGACUUUUGACCUUGAGGGUGAUAGCGGAAGUCUCAUUAUCUUGACAGGACAAAAUGGUGAAAAACCAAGGCCUAUUGGAAUCAUUUGGGGUGGUACAGCCAAUCGGGGUCGACUGAAACUCAAAAUUGGUCAACCUCCAGAGAACUGGACGAGUGGGGUGGAUCUUGGUCGCCUUCUAGAUGUUCUUGAGCUUGAUUUGAUCACAACCGAUGAAGGUCUACAAGCUGCACUGCAAGAACAAAGGAAUGUAUUAGCGUCAACAGCUGUAGCGGCGGCAACAGCACGGGUUGAUUCUGCUGUUGGUGAAUCAUCUUCUCGUGAGUGCAUAUCUGCAGAAAGAACUGAAAAAAACCAUGGGCUGUUUGAUUUAAAUGACCAAAAUGCCCUUCCUUUAGAGGUCCAUAUUGAGGCUGGAAUUGAAACAGCUCCUAACAUGGAACAUCAGUUCAUAUCAAACUUGCCUUCACAUCAAAUUGGGACCAUUGAAAACACAGAUCUGCAAAUUUUUUCACCAGUGAGAAAUGGCUCUGAAGAAAAUUCGUUGGGUGAACCGGAAAGAAAGAGAAGAAAACAAUAUGGUGAUUCAUAUCCCGAUGAAAACAACCAUGAGUGGUGUAAUCUGUAAGUAUGUCUAAGUUUUGCAUUCAUUUCCUAUUCUCAUUGGUUUACAUUUUUUUGGCCCUGUCAUGAUUUGGCUGAUAUGGUUGCCUACCAGUCUAUCAUUGUUUAGAAUGUGGAGUUGUUUAGAUAUACAAUGGCAAAAAAUGUCAUAAAUAUGUACAUUAUUAGUCCUUUUUAUAAUGUUGUUCAAAAUCUACUGUACUGCAAGUCUUCAAUGAUAAAUAAAACGAAAUAAUUCACGUUAA
Messenger RNA from Erigeron canadensis, 2307 nucleotides. Its product is annotated as protein NARROW LEAF 1-like. Lineage: Eukaryota; Viridiplantae; Streptophyta; Magnoliopsida; Asterales; Asteraceae. The record is from RefSeq and is a predicted model, not a curated record. The transcript has 7 exons. Bases 318 to 2066 code for a protein of 582 amino acids.